CAGUCGAACCUGGGUCGCACCAACUUCACUAACAAGCAGCUGACCGAACUGGAGAAAGAGUUCCACUUUAACAAGUAUUUGACCAGAGCCAGGAGAAUCGAAAUUGCAGCCGCUCUUGGUCUUAAUGAGACACAGGUUAAAAUCUGGUUUCAAAACCGUCGCAUGAAACAGAAAAAAAGAGUGAAGGAGAACCAGAUAAGU
Messenger RNA from Helobdella robusta, 201 nucleotides. RefSeq lists its product as hypothetical. Gene Ontology annotation, cellular component: nucleus. Gene Ontology annotation, molecular function: DNA-binding transcription factor activity, RNA polymerase II-specific; RNA polymerase II cis-regulatory region sequence-specific DNA binding. Gene Ontology annotation, biological process: regulation of transcription by RNA polymerase II. The record is from RefSeq and is a predicted model, not a curated record. Lineage: Eukaryota; Metazoa; Annelida; Clitellata; Rhynchobdellida; Glossiphoniidae. The transcript has 2 exons. The annotation marks the transcript as partial.